AUGGACGAUCUUCUCACGCCCGUGAGCACCACGUACCUCAAACCGCGAAAAGAGUCUGAACCACUCUUCUCAGAAGUCAAGACGUCCUCUUCUACCCAGCCAGAACCAAGGAAAAUCAGUACCAUCUCAAAAGCCGAUGAUGCCAUAGAUGUGCUAAAGAAUCAGCCCGAUUAUGACAGCCUUAUAACGGUCUUGCAGUUUCUGACGAAUUCCAAACCAUUAUCUGACAACUUCUCGCUUUCAACGCCUAGUCCUAAGAGCGCAUUGAUUGUGCAUUUACUCGUCUCCGAAAUCGGGCCAAACUAUUGGACUUUGUUACAUGAAGGAACUUCUGAUGGUGGUGCUCAGGACGCUGAGCUUUUUCUGGGUUGUGUGCGGAGUUUAACUGGCAUCAAUGCUAUCAUUACACAAAUUAGAACUCUUAUUCAAGAGUCACGAAUGGGUGGGAAAGAACAGAAGAGGGCCGACUUGUCACUGAAUGCCAGUAUUCUUCUGAGUAUAUUAUCUGCUGCCCUCAACAGCCACGAAGCGCUGCCUGUGAUCUGGGCCUCCUCAACAAAAGCUAUCGCGAACCAUGGCCUCCAACGAAUUCAAUCUCAGAAACUGGCCUCUGUCCUCACAAAUGGCCAAAUCGUAUCAACUUCCGCUGAAGCUCUAGAGAUAAUCGGUCGUGAUCGAGAGAGGGAUGACACUAAGUGGAUUGCCGACGGACUACAAUACAGCAAGUGGGUUGGAAGCAGUAUCGUCUCAUGGGUCAAAUUAUCCCCCGAACCUGAUGCCAUGGCUUUUGCUUCUGAAUUGUUCCAGAAAUCUCUGUCAUUGCACCACUCAGAAACCCUUAUCAGAGCGGUUAUCGAUGGACUUCUGCUUUCCAAAGAAAGCUCGGCUCAGACAUUCACACAAAUUGCCCUCAACCAACCGCGGUCUUCUAAGAAAGUUCUUCAUGUCUUACUACAUCAUCUCUCGCGCAAAUUUUUGAGCCACCUGUCUUUAGAAGAUACAUCUCCGGACAAGAACGUCUCCGCCGUCGCUGGGCUUCUAAAAGAAGUGACGUUGAACGACGAGUUUAGAAGAGAUACACUAAUAGAGUGGUGUUCGUCUUCCUCGGGUGCUGGUCUAGGCGAUGGUGUUGGUAUUCGACGUGCUGUCAUAGCCGCGCUUUCUCAAGACCGAGAAGCCAUUGCAGCCGUGCUGGAAAAGAGCCUCGCGCAAUUUGGAGACGAGUUAUAUAUCAGACACUCGGCAAUCCUGCAGCAGGAUGUACAUACACAGAUACUGCUGCUGGCAGCUGGUUAUGUGCACAGAAUAUCUCCCAUGAAGCUGACCUUGCUCAUGCGAGUCGGUACAUAUAUGAAUACAAUCUCGAAUCGUAUCGGUUCAACACAAUCAAGAGCACAGUUUCUCGGCCUGGUCGUAGGCGAGGCACUGUCUGCUCUUAUUGAUGAUAAUAAGAAGAGGCUGGACUUCAAGAUGGAGGAGACGGAUACCGAAGAAGCACAACAGUUAAAGGGGCUAACAAAAGUCUCUGACCUCGCUGGACCUAUCGACCCCAUCCUUUCAAAUGUCACGGUGGAAGCAAUACCCGAGAAGCGGAAGCCUGCGACAUCUAGCAAAGCCGUUCAGAAAAAGCCCAAACAGAAAAAGCCUGCUGUUGCAGAAGUUAAACCAAAGGCCAUCAUCGAGGAGAUCGAUUCUUCAGAAGGAGACGAGGAUCUUGCUCCUUAUUCAAAAGACUCCGAUCCCGAAGAUUCUGACGACGAUGCAACCCUUGUUCAGCGCAACAAGCCCAAACCUCCCGUGUAUAUCAGGGACCUCAUUUCAUACCUGAGGGAUUCUGAAUCAUAUGACAAGCAGUUACUUGCCUUACAAACUGCCCCAGUUCUCAUCCGACGCAAGGCCAACUACGGCACUGAAGUCAGUUUUCAUGCCGAUGAAUUGGCUGGGCUCUUGGUCGGUAUCCAAGACAAAUUUGAGAUCGAAAACUUCCAGGACUUGAGAGUGCAAGGCAUGGUGUCCUUGGUGGUCUCUCAACCCAAGACCAUGGCCCCUUGGUUUGCCCGCACUUUCUUCGAGGGCGACUACUCCCUCUAUCAGCGAACAUCAGUUCUCAUUACACUAGGCUUGUCAGCUCGAGAAUUGGCUGGGUUUGAGGUUUCACAGUAUGAUUCGGCUGCUGUCUUUCCUUCUAAGCGGCUUCCUGAAAAGAUGGAGCAGUUAUACCUUGGCCCCUCAAACGAUAACAAUGCUCUUCCGUCUUCUCAACUGAAAGCACUCCCAGCAAAUGCCCUGGAUAGUAUCUCACAAUCCCUCACAUCUUCGUUCCUGGCGCCUCUCGCUGCAGAAGCGGCCGAUGCAAGCACAGGGCCAGAUGUCCUCAAGCUUCAAAGCUUCACCGCACGCUACAAGUCUAAGACCAAAGCCAAACCUCGCGUCCGUGCUAUUCCUAAUACAACGGCCGCUCUCCUUGCCACAUCGUUCUUCUCUCCGCUUGCUGCCCACUUUCAGGUCGCUCUCCGCUCCGCGAAGCCAAUUAUUCUCAACCAUGCUCUUCUAGCUCUUUAUCUGCAAACUCUAGGUAUUAUCGUCCACGCUGCGGGCCCCUCAACUCUUUCCCUGCCACAACUUACAGCGGAACUGUGGGAUCUACUACUGGGUGUUCGUGUGCACGUGUUGGGUGAUCUCGGUGCCAUGAAGGGCUGGUUGGUCGCCAUAGCCUCACUCUUAGAAGUGAAUGGUGGUGAUUUGAGACGGCUUUGUGAGACCCAGGGGCGUGAAGUUAUGGAGACAAGAGAAUGGGUUGCGAUGGUUUUCGAGAAGACAAGAGGGGAAGAUGGAGGAGAGGAGAAUGAUGUCAAGAUGCUGGCGGCAGGCGUACUGAUCAGGCUCGGUGAGGCCAUUGAAAAGUAUCAAGCUCUACUUAUGGGAGACAUGAUUGGAUUUCAGUAG
Messenger RNA from Fusarium coffeatum, 2946 nucleotides. RefSeq lists its product as uncharacterized. NCBI's taxonomy places the organism in Eukaryota, Fungi, Ascomycota, Sordariomycetes, Hypocreales, Nectriaceae. Bases 1 to 2946 code for a protein of 981 amino acids. Gene Ontology annotation, molecular function: telomeric repeat DNA binding; Hsp90 protein binding. Gene Ontology annotation, cellular component: cytosol. The transcript has 3 exons. Gene Ontology annotation, biological process: protein stabilization; telomere maintenance via telomerase. The record is from RefSeq and is a predicted model, not a curated record.